Messenger RNA from Sphaeramia orbicularis (orbiculate cardinalfish), 1793 nucleotides. It is a transcript of the gene isl2a, whose product is annotated as ISL LIM homeobox 2a. NCBI's taxonomy places the organism in Eukaryota, Metazoa, Chordata, Actinopteri, Kurtiformes, Apogonidae. Bases 70 to 1149 code for a protein of 359 amino acids. Gene Ontology annotation, biological process: positive regulation of transcription by RNA polymerase II; axonogenesis; neuron fate specification. Gene Ontology annotation, cellular component: nucleus. Gene Ontology annotation, molecular function: cis-regulatory region sequence-specific DNA binding; DNA-binding transcription factor activity, RNA polymerase II-specific. The record is from RefSeq and is a predicted model, not a curated record. The transcript has 6 exons.
GGGACGGGACGGUCUCCUCUGGCGCUCCUCUCCCGUUUCUGUCGGUUUGCACUGGGUCAUUUCUCCUGUAUGGUGGAUAUCCUGCUUAACACUUCUUUCUUGGAUGAUAUGGGGGAUCAUUCAAAAAAGAAGUCGGGAAUCGCAAUGUGUGUGGGCUGUGGAAGUCAGAUACACGACCAGUACAUCCUGAGAGUCUCCCCGGACCUGGAGUGGCAUGCAGCCUGCCUCAAGUGUGCAGAGUGCAGCCAGUACCUGGACGAGACCUGCACUUGCUUCGUCCGAGACGGAAAAACUUACUGUAAAAGAGAUUAUGUGAGGUUAUUUGGCAUUAAAUGUGCAAAGUGUAACAUGGGCUUCUGCAGCAGCGACUUGGUGAUGAGGGCCCGGGACAAUGUGUAUCAUAUGGAGUGUUUUCGGUGCUCAGUGUGCAGCCGACACCUCCUGCCCGGGGACGAGUUCUCAUUGCGGGACGACGAGCUGCUGUGUCGGGCGGACCACGGCAUGUUAGUGGAGCGGGCCUCCGUGGGGAGUCCGCUGAGUCCGGGGAAUAUUCACACCAGACCGCUGCACAUCUCAGAACCAGUCUCGGUCCGGCAUCCUCCCCAUCACCGGAACCACGUCCAUAAGCAGUCAGAGAAGACCACCCGGGUCCGGACGGUGCUGAACGAGAAGCAGCUACACACACUGCGGACCUGCUACAACGCCAACCCCAGACCGGACGCACUGAUGAAGGAGCAGCUGGUGGAGAUGACCGGCCUGAGCCCCAGGGUUAUCAGAGUGUGGUUCCAGAACAAACGCUGCAAAGACAAGAAGAAGUCCAUCCUGAUGAAGCAGCUCCAGCAGCAGCAACACAGCGACAAAACUAAUCUGCAGGGUCUGACAGGGACCCCACUGGUGGCAGGCAGUCCUAUCCGUCACGACAACACCGUGCAGGGGAAUCCGGUGGAGGUGCAGACCUACCAGCCUCCGUGGAAAACUCUGAGCGACUUCGCUUUGCAGAGUGACCUGGACCAGCCCGCCUUCCAACAGCUGGUGUCUUUCUCUGAGUCGGGGUCUCUGGGUAAUUCCUCGGGCAGUGAUGUGACCUCCCUGUCGUCGCAGUUACCGGACACACCUAACAGUAUGGUCCCGAGUCCUGUGGACACGUGAGGCGGAGGCCCAGAGGUCAGCUGGACCCCCUCAGAGCCCCCAUGAGCGCACCGCGGACGCGCAACAACGGACGCGCAAAGACCUCAAUGACAUUUAACGAAGAAAAAACAAAACAAAACAAAACAAAAAACAAAAAAAAAAAAAAACCAAGAGACUGAAGGACCAGGAUAAGAUGGAUUAUGCACGAGGAUCCAGAUUGUGACAUGAGGAUUGGGGGUGUGACUUUUCCCUUUACAUAAUUACAUUACAUUUAGCCCACUGUCUUGCUCAAGGACACUUCGGCAGAAUGCACAUCUGUUCAUGGACCUUUUACUGGCGUUUUUUUUUUUUUUUUUCUUAUGGGACACCUUACCGUUUAUUAUCAUAUUAUUGCCUGAACUGGACAUAACAUGGAAAAUGUGUUGUGGGAGAAAACACUUGAACCUGCAUUGUGGACAUCUGAGCGUUAAUACAGUAGGCUGUUGAUCCGGAAACCCAGAAUACAAACUGUGUAGAUGUGCAUGAUUUGUAUAAGUUUCAGUAUCGACUCUUGUAAAUUAAGGAAACAGAUGAGAUGCGCCUUAUUCGCGUUUCUCAAGAAUAAGUUAUUAUUAUUUAUUAUAAGGACAGACAUAGCCGAUCUUAUCAAUAAAAACAAUAGUUCU